Molecule: messenger RNA, 1107 nt
Organism: Perkinsus marinus ATCC 50983
Lineage: Eukaryota; Perkinsozoa; Perkinsida; Perkinsidae
Exons: 1
Coding region: 1-1107 (368 amino acids)
Biological process (GO): proteolysis
Molecular function (GO): aspartic-type endopeptidase activity
Source: RefSeq, a predicted model, not a curated record
AUGAGUGCAGCUACUAUCAUAUUCUACUUGAUCGGCUCUAGUCUUGUUGCUGGGCAGCCUGUCUUCAGGCUGCCUAUUGUCUUCCAAGACCUGGCCCCGUAUGGGAAUGGGAUGUUCUAUGCCUUCCACGAUGAGCAUCAAAAUGUUGUCCACGCUCUUCUGGAUACUGGAGCUGCCGACUUCCAUUUCAUCUGGAAGGACUGGUACGAGGCGGCAACCAAGCAACCUUGUCCGGCCACUGGGUGUUACCAAUGUCAACAGCCUUGUUCACCCGCGCCGCCCUAUCAAGUGACCAAGUAUGAUGAUGGCGUCGAAGUCACAUCAUUUGAGCAUAAAGCUCAACUUUCACUCGGUUCGGCUCCGCCAGUGGAUCUCACUUUCGGCCUCAUGUUCAAGCAAGAUCCUCCACCCACAGAGAGCGAACCGAUAAGUUCACUUGGUCUUAGUCUGCGAAGCAGCGGUAGAACAAUUCCCUCAUUCAUUGGGCAGCUUCGCUCGACUGGGAAAAUACCAAGCAACACCUUUGCUUUCUACCUAUCCUCAGCUGGCGGGAAGGCCCCCUUCAAUGGUGAGUUGCUGGUGGGAGGAGGUGAUGCUUCGAAGUACGUACCACCGCUGCAAUUAAUCCCAUUCUCUACCACCUUCGAGGGCGACUAUUCCGUUGAACUCGGGUCUGUGAAAGUGAAUGAUGCUCCGCAAAUUACCACUCCCGGCGACGACAUUCUCUUGGACAGUGGAACCAAUUUCUUCUACGUCUCACCAGAAUACUACGAUGAUAUAACUACGGAUGUCAAGGAACAAGCUGACAAGAUUGCUGGGAGACCAGUGGAUAUAAAAUACGACGCGAGAGCUAAUCUGUGGAGAUUCUCAUGUGUUUAUAUGAACGUCUUGCCACCCCUGUCUCUGGGAUUGGGUCCUCAAGGGACUGUACCCUUAAAGCUGACCCACCUGAACUACGCCUUGGAUGAUAAUGGUUCCUGUUUCCUGCUUUUCAAGAAAGGGGAAAAAGAUGAACCCUGGAUGCUUCCUGCUCAUGCUGUCAUCGGAAAUUACUUCGAGUUUCAGCCUGAUCAGGGACGACUGGGAACCGCUCCAGCAAUCGCCUGA